This is a messenger RNA of Dipodomys ordii (Ord's kangaroo rat), 652 nucleotides long. Its product is annotated as transcription initiation factor TFIID subunit 12-like. Lineage: Eukaryota; Metazoa; Chordata; Mammalia; Rodentia; Heteromyidae. Gene Ontology annotation, molecular function: DNA binding; protein heterodimerization activity; TBP-class protein binding. The transcript has a single exon. The record is from RefSeq and is a predicted model, not a curated record. Gene Ontology annotation, cellular component: transcription factor TFIID complex; SAGA complex; SLIK (SAGA-like) complex. Gene Ontology annotation, biological process: DNA-templated transcription initiation; RNA polymerase II preinitiation complex assembly.
GCCUUUGAUUGGCCUUGGUCCUCACAGCUCCAAAAAGAAACAGGAUCUUGAUAAGCUCUAUGAGCUGAAGUCCAAAGCUCCGCAGAUUAUGAACCAGUUUGGCACCUCAGCCCUAAUCAACCUCUCCAAUUUCUCCUCCAUAAAACCGGAACCAGCCAGCACCCCUCCACAAGGCUCCAUGGCCAAUAGCACAACGGUGGUAAAGAUACCAGGCACGCCUGGGACUGGGGGGCGUCUUAGCCCUGAAAACAACCAGGUAUUGACCAAGAAGAAAUUACAGGACUUAGUAAGAGAAGUGGAUCCUAAUGAGCAAUUGGAUGAAGAUGUGGAGGAGAUGCUGCUGCAGAUCGCUGAUGAUUUUAUUGAGAGUGUGGUGACAGCAGCCUGUCAGCUCGCACGGCAUCGCAAGUCAAGUACCCUGGAGGUGAAGGAUGUCCAGCUGCAUCUAGAACGCCAAUGGAACAUGUAGAUCCCAGGAUUUGGCUCUGAAGAAAUCCGACCCUACAAAAAAGCUUGCACCACAGAAGCUCAUAAACAGAGAAUGGCAUUGAUCCGGAAAACAACCAAGAAAUAACACACGGAAAAGUCAGGAAAUGGACAACAAUGUAUUUGGAGAUACUUGAGCUGAGACCUCAGCCAUCUCAUCCUUGGA